AUGGCGUCUUGGCUUGCUCGACUGAGCGGGAAAUCGUCAUCAGAGGAAGAUGAGGAGCCGGCAACGGUGGCUCACAUGGGUGGGGCCAAUACAAUGUACUAUGAUGAGCAACGUAAACGAUGGGUAGAGCGAGGUAAGGAAGAUGAGUUAGAAGAGGACGAGGAGUUGAAGCCGCCUCCUAUGGCCUUCACCAAGCGCGAAACCCCAGCAGCGGACCCUUCGACGUCUAGUAGCAGCAGCAACGACUUCAUGGCUCAGAUGACACGACCAGUUGCUCUUGGGGCAGCUGAAUGCCUUCGCCACCGUCUCCACGCCGAACCCGCCGCGCCGACGAGAGGCAGCGACUUGGAUUGGCCCUCCCUCAACAGAGGCAGGAGACAGCGAGCAGGGAUGGAAGCAGAGGCGUUGCCGAAAUUCGGCCCGCCACUGCAAGGCACCAAUGGUCCUUGGCUGAUAAACAAGCCUUGUGUGAAGCCGAAGCCCAUUGGGAGAAACAUAGGGAGUGUUGUAAGGGUAGUAAAGGGAGUAUUCUCAAGCGAGAGGAGCGCAUGUGCUGUGCAGAACACAAACGAGCAGGGUCAAGCAGAGGAAUUGAACAGAACGCAGAAUGGAAACCAAGAGAACUGGCAGGAUAGGCUAUCCCAAGUGCAAAGUCCGGGGCAGGGUGAACCACAGGGUCCGAGGCGGCAAUGUGGAAGACCCAAAGGCCCGGACGAUCCACGAACAGAGCCUGAGAGGAGACUCAUCGCGAAUUUUCGCGAAGAGCUGAGAGUGGUUAAAAAUCUCUCUAUAUCAGAGAGAGAGAGAUUGCCUGACAUGAAAGAUAAGAUGAACCUGAUCAAGGAAAGAGCCAGAGUGAUAGAAGAGGCAAUGUUAGAAGAAUGUGGAGAAGAACCUACGGCGGAAAUGAUUAACCACAUAAUAUUCGCCGCCGCUAGGGUACUUCUUUCGGAACAAGGAGUGAGCACCAAGCAAGUGAAAAAGAAAAAGGGCAAACUCCCAGCGAAACGUCGAUUAGAAAGCAAACUCAAAGCCACACGCAAGGAUCUUGGCAGGAUAACUGCAUAUUUACAGCAUUAUGAAAAUCCUAGCAGGAGGCUGAAAAUGAUCACUAAGGAGCUCAGAAACAAACAUGGCCACUCCAAAUCGGCGUUAUUGAAUCUGCAAGGUAAACUAACACUCAGUCUCAAGAAUGUGAGUGCCAAGCUGAGAAAGUGGAAUAUUAAAGAGGAGAGAACAAAGCUUGAGAGGUUGAUGAACUCCGACCAGAAGCAAUUAUACAGAGAUCUGUCUCACAGUGAAGACCAAACACAUGAGGGGGAGGAAACAGUAAAUGGGGAAGAGUUAGGGAGAUUCUGGAAAAAUGUAUGGGCUUAUCAAAACACACCAGGAUUUGAAAAUGAAACAUGGUAUAUCGAGUAUCGUAACAAGUUGAGAAGGAAGAACAUUAGUCCAUUAGGACUCACUAUGAUAUCGCAAGAACAAGUUAAGGAAGCAAUCGGGAAAGCGCGCCCGUGGAAGGCAGCGGGACCUGAUAAGCUGAAGACUUACUGGUUCAAAUUAUUCCCUAGGAUCCAUGAAAAACUAGCAGUAGCCUUCACGAAAAUCCUAACCGGAGAGCAUGAUCCUCCAGAUUGGUUCUAUCACGGAACUACACAUUUAUUGGAGAAACCGCUCAGGGAGAACCGGUGCAGAAGGGCUAGCGAUUACAGACCAAUUACCUGUCUAUGCACUAUGUACAAAUUUCUCACUAGUAUCAUAGCUACAAAGCUCACAUCGCAUCUCGAAAUGAAUGACAUUAUCGCUAAGGAGCAGUUAGGUUGUCGUGCUGGUAGACGUGGAUGUGUCCAUCAACUGUUGAUUGAUCAUGCAGUGUCACACCACGUUCGAACUUCUUAUCACAACCUGGCAUGUGGGUGGGUAGACUUUGCGAAGGCGUAUGACUCGUUAGCGCAUAGUUGGAUUAAAAUAUGGCUCAAGGAAUUCGGCGUAGGUGAGAAUAUUAUCAAUUUCAUUAGUAGAUGUAUGGAAAACUGGAAGCUAGCUCUCCAUGUCAAUGGAGUGGCGGUAGAGGGAGGGAAUGUUGAGAUAGUGCCUAUAGUGAUAGGUGUGACGGGUGCAGUGUCGAAGUCUCUCCCUAGGGUGCUGAAAAAUGCGCUGCUUGUGGGUGUGGACAUCAAAACAUGCCAGCGAGUUGCUAGUAUCACUCGAUCUCGUUUCGUCGACCCAUUCACCAGUAUGAGUGGCGGCUCCACCGCAAAGUCGACAUCACCCAAGAAGGGUCCACCACACCUCCUACCGGCCCCCAACCCCUUCGGAGGUCUACUACCUGGUCCCCCGGUCCUGACGGAAGAGAAGCCCUCGGGAGAGGAGGAGGAGGGUACCGCCGUGUCAAUGCCGAUACCACCUGAAAGCACCAAAGAGCUUACAACGAGCCCAGUAUUGCCAGAGAGUGUCGAAGCGGAAACCAAGCAGGAGGAGGAGCAACCGGUAGAUACUGCAGUUACGGACGCCCUCCCGAUGCGUUCCGCUGUGGAGGACGAACGGCAGGUAGAGAGCUCUCAGACUCCCUUAGCGGCUACUGGUCAGUUGGAUGGAGGGGAAAUGGAAUCGGUCAGUCCGGUGGGGGUUGGAUUGGGAGAGGACGUUGGAUGGGGAGGACUGUUAUCGCAUGAUGAGUGGGGAGAGCAGGGAGGCGACUGGAUGGUGGUGACGCCCACGGAGCAGGAGGAAGGUUGUACACAUACGGACGAUACCACUCAACGCGAUGAUGGUAGUGGGGAUCCUCCCUCACCGACCCUGCCCAUCGAGACGAGGGUUGGAAGUCCUAAGGAGGGGGGAGUUGUCCCUGUGGUGGAGGUCCAUCACGACGACGACGAGGAGGAGGAGGUCGUCGCGGCAUCCCCCGAGGGAGGGGAGGAGGAGAGUCCAGUAGUGGAGAGAGAUGAAGUCUCAGAGGACCAGGGCAUUGUUGAGGAGGCAGUCGAGGAGAAGGCUGGGGUGGACGAACAGGGGGAGGGAGUUUUAACGGGCAGUGAAGAACCCAAACGAUCUACUUCUAUCGACUUUUUUGAGGAGAUUUUGGGAGAGAAAGCUGCCGAGUCCGAUGAGAAGCCCGACACGAACGAUGGAGGGGAAGAGCAUGAGCCUUCACCAGGAACACCCAACAGCAGCUGUCCCACACGUGGCGGAGACGGCAAGUAUAGUGGCAACGAGAGCUCCUUGGGGGAGGGAGGAGGAGGAGGAAGACUCCCGUCCGAGGGGAGCCAAGCCUUCGAGAAGUUAUCUAAGGAAAGCUCAGAGACCAUUGCUCGGUUGGAGGCUAAGCUGGAGGAGGUGACUACAGUGUUGGAAACACAGAAGGAGGCUAAUGCGGAGUUGAGGGGGAGGGUAAAGGAUCAGCAAAGGCAGCUGGAGGAGUUGGUCAAGAAGACAGCGGAGGAGGAGGUCUCGAAGGCCGCCCCUGCUGAUGGGGAGGAGGAUGUGGAGGGGAUCCUCAAGGAUUUGCCAGAUUUCGUCCGUACUCGAGAUAGGGAGGAUAUCCUCUUAUUCGUGCAGAACCUGAUCAAAGCCAAGACGAAGGAGGAGGAGGCGAUGUACCAGUCUUCUCGGUUGGAGUCGACAGGCUCGGUCUACUCUCAACGCUCUCGCACCCUCAUGCCAGGAGGCCGUAAUGGACGACAAUACCGACAGCAGCAGCAGCAGUUGGACUCUUCCUCCCCUGCCUCCUCCAUCAGCCGCACUCAGAGGACCUCGACUAGUCGGGUGGUCAAGUCAUCCCGUAGUAAAGCCUAUGGUUGCCAGGGUUAUACCCCUGCACGCUCCUUCCAUAGACUUAUGGAGGAGUAUGGCAGUGAUGAUGAUGAUGAGAAUACUAUAAUGCAUUCCCCAGCUGAGGCGGCCACCUCACGAUUAGAUCUGGACGAUAGUAGACUAUCAGAAAUCAAUAGCAGUACAGGUCUGGUAGCCCGAUUGGAGUACCUCUCGAGCCACUGUCGUUACGCGGUGCCGUCAUGUAGUAGUAGGGAGGAGGCGGAGGCUGCCAGGACGACUUUAGAGGAAGUAGCGGCUUCGAGUGACGCUAUGGUUGCAUCAGCGUUCGCCAAGACGAUGGAAGUGGUGUCUUUUUCGUGGGACUCGUCGGCUCUUCCUCGAAAUCCUCUGCUCACUAAGGCUACUAUUUUCAAGGCCUUCUCAUGUAUGCCGGACAAACUGGAGGAGUUGUUGAAGUCCUCUACGAGAUGCCCUCUAUCGGUGGAAAUGCAGCAGGAAGUGAGGGCAAUGCUUGGCGCGAUGUGGAACAUAUCUCUUAAUGAGGAUUCCCAUGACAAUCCGAUCCUCACUGGAGGCUCGGCCCUCCUGCCCAGCUUGGUCCAGGUCUUAGCCCGAUACUCAGUGGACGAUCGGCAGAUCUGUAAGAAUGCCUGCGGGCUUCUAUUGACACUCAUGACCAACGAUAGCAAGUUAUGUCGGGAUUUCCUGGCGAUCGAUGGAGGCCUUAGCGUGCUUACAUCAGUACUGCGAACGCACAAGUUCGAACAGGAAGAUGCGGCAACGGAACAGGCCCUCCAGUGCAUCUUCCUCCUCGCUACGGUGGUCCCGGAGUGUCGAGCUAGUAUUGGCAGCCAGAUAGAUAGAUUCACUCUGGACCGUUUACAGGGCAUUAAGCAUGCCUCGAGGCUGAGGGAUAUCCUAUUCCGAUCGUCGACAAGGAAUAAUAAGCGAUGA
Molecule: messenger RNA, 4728 nt
Organism: Perkinsus marinus ATCC 50983
Lineage: Eukaryota; Perkinsozoa; Perkinsida; Perkinsidae
Exons: 27
Coding region: 1-4728 (1575 amino acids)
Source: RefSeq, a predicted model, not a curated record